Molecule: messenger RNA, 2829 nt
Organism: Yamadazyma tenuis ATCC 10573
Lineage: Eukaryota; Fungi; Ascomycota; Pichiomycetes; Serinales; Debaryomycetaceae
Gene: ACE2
Product: DNA-binding transcription factor
Biological process (GO): regulation of transcription by RNA polymerase II
Molecular function (GO): DNA-binding transcription factor activity, RNA polymerase II-specific; RNA polymerase II cis-regulatory region sequence-specific DNA binding
Source: RefSeq, a predicted model, not a curated record
AAACGUACAAAGCUUACUCCUAGGAACCCAUUCAUUUCUUCCUUUGCUAACAGCUUCCCUAUCCCGUUCCAGCUAAGUUUUUGUUUCCCCUUGCGAGUGCUUCUUUAGUAUCUUUACCCCAUCUGAAUCCAUUUCGUAUAGCUGCAAAUAUUUAAAAAAAAGUUUCAACUUCAAGGUUCAAUUCUUCUCCAUUUCCCAACAACCACAACCUGUUUAACCUCGUUAUAAUGGAACAAUUUUCCAAUUGGGUGGAUAUUCCUAACUCACUGGAAUUGAUCAAGAAUCAAGAUUUAGACCAAUAUUUGGAGGGAAUCAACCCUGAUAUCGACGACUUACUCAACCAAACCUUAUUGGGUAUACAAGAUUUGGACGUCCCAACUGGGUUUCCAAACGACUUACCACAACACUCAUCUCCUAAACGUAUCGAAAGCAACCACCAUCAUUCGGCUGGGAACUCUUUCCACUUUCAUCAAGCUAGACAUAGUAGGAAAAUUAGUGGGACUGCAAUUUUCGGAUUUGAGAAUCAUACUCGGGAAUUGUCUAUUGAGCUCAAGAAUGACGACAAGUCCAUUUCACCUGUGCAGUUGGUGAGGAUGGCUUCAACCUCGGCCAUGUCCCUGCCUUUGAGAAAAUCUAUCUCCGCUAAACCUGUUAACGUUUUAAUCGAGGAAGAAGAUCCCAAGCCAUCGUCCAAGAAGAGCAGCGAUGAUUACUUGGUGCCCAACAAUAAUCCCAAUUCUUAUAAGUUUCCUCCGUCUCCUGAUACGUCUGAUAAUGAUAGAAGAUCCAUGAAUCCUGGUAAUAUGUACUCUGCAAAGUACUUACAGGAGUUGAGUAGAUUGAACCAUAGCCAACCAGAACAAGUAUAUGUUGAUGAUAUCGAACCGCUUUUGGAAGAAGAUGAUAAAGCCCACAUGAAAUACGUUCCUAUUCCAGUCCAAGAUCCUUCUCCACGCAAAAAACAAGCAUUCAAUGCCAACGCCAACACUUACUUACCUCCACCAUCUCCACCAAGGUUAACCAAUGACUCCCCCGAUCAGUCAUCUCCUUCACCACGUCCUUUCACUAGAGAAUCCUCACCAGUGAAUUUGAACGGGAACUUGAACUCGUCUCCGGCUGUGAGCUAUUUCUAUAAUCCCCAGUUCUUUUCGGAUGACAAUUAUUUCAAUGAUGGGUAUUCUUCUCCAAUAAACCUGCAAUCCCUUAGUUCUUCACCGUUGAAAGCCGACUAUUAUUCAAGCCCUUUGAGGAAUGUUCCUGUGAACACCAGCGAGAACAUUGAUGUUAAUGAAACAAUCACUCAGUUGACUCCAUUGAAACCAAGUCAAACACCAAUGACUCCAUCAAGAAACAAAAUCAUGUUGGAAUGGAGCCCAAUAGUAUCACCAAGUGUGAAAAAUAACCGGGAUGUCAGGAAUGCAAUCAAACAGAGUUCUCCAAAGAGGAGAAUCAAGAAAACCUCCUUAUUACCUCCUGGUGAGCUUGAUAGGUACUUUGAUGGACCUGAUUCAAAUAAGACAUUCACUUGUACUUAUAAAAAUUGCGGCAAAAGAUUUACGAGGAGGUAUAACGUGAGGUCUCACAUUCAAACACAUUUGAGUGACAGACCAUUUCCAUGUAUGUAUUGUCCAAAGAAGUUUGUUAGACAGCACGAUUUGAAUCGUCAUGUUAAAGGUCAUUUGGAGGCAAGGCAUUGUAGAUGUCCUUGUGGGAAAGAAUUCACUCGAAUUGAUGCCAUGAAGAAACACAGAUUGAGAAACAUAUGCAGUGGGAGAAUUCCUCCCGACCAAGCGGAUUCAUUAAGGUCACCUGAAAGACAAGAUGACUCUCCAUUGGAUGAUUACAGUUCUCCUGCAAGGAUCGUCGAAUCUAAUGAAAACGAAAUAACGAACAACUUAUUACAAAAUCUUAAUGAUAUCCCAGCCCUUUAGCAUCUAGCCAGCUAAUUUUCUGCAUUACCCACUGCCUUUUAAUUCUUAUGGAGCUUGUGCAUUACUCUGAAUAUUAUAAUAGUUGCAAUUUAAAUAAAGGUUCAAAAGUCUCGCUUGCAUGGUUGCAAAUUUUGUUGAUUUAUAAAUUCCGUAUUUUCAUAUUUAAAAAAUGUAAGAUUUCCAAGCAGUUGAAAAUAAUGGGUUCAAAUACCCAAAGAAGUAAAGAUUUAUAUAAUGCAAAUCAGGUUUCGUACAUGAUACCUUAUGUAGCUUCACCUAAAGUGGCAGCAGCAGCCGCUGCUGCAGCGGCGGCUUCGGCUGCUGCUUCCUCUUCCUUGUGUGUCUUCAAAUGUUGGUUCAAGUUGUCAGUUCUACUGAACUUCUUGUUACAAAUAUCACAAGAAUAUGGCUUCUCAAAUGUGUGUAAGGAUCUGAAGUGCCGCUUCAAGUGCUCUUGUCUUUUGAAUCGUCUAGAACAAUAGGUACACAAGUAAAUCUUGGUCAGAUCACUCAAAUCUGCCUCCUUAUUCUCCUUACGACCUCUUGUUCUAGUUUUGGAAUUCACCACACUAAUAGGGAAAGCCUGGGCAUCUUGAGGUAAGUUAAGUGUUUUCAUAUCCACCUCAACUUCAACCCCAUCAGCCAUGACCUUAGUUUUGAUGUUUUUUAGCUCCGACUCUUUUUUGGAUGGUUUACGCUUCAUUAACUUAGAACCCAAGAUUCGCUUAGAGGCAUUCGACAACACGUUUGUGCUGUUCCCACCAUUUUCAUUACGAUCAUAAUCAUCGUCGUCGUGCAUCAGGUCCUCGUACUGGCUAGGAUGACGAGAAUGGGCAGUGGUCGAUGAAGAGACAGUGGAUGAUGCUUCAAACAGAACCUUGCUAUUUGGAAAGGAAUC